GGAAAGUCCUGACAUCGUUAGCGUUACAUCGCUGAAUGCAGCCACAUGCUCUCCCUUGGAUUAUAAAGCCUGCCUUUCUCAAGAACGCCAACCUGUCUAAAAGACUGGAACUGCCCGCUCUUUUGCUGUCACAGUCAUUGCUGCUCUGCCGCCGGACAAGGACACAUCAACCUUCAACACUUCACACCCCAGAGAUCCAAGCGCAGCUUCCACCAACACCUCAAAGUUAACAGAGAUGGAGGGUCACAUGGCGCGGUUUGCCCUGCUUCUGUGCAUCACUGUUGCAGCCUCUGCCUCACGUCAGACAUGUGAUCCAAAGGAGGUUGAUGCCAACCCAUGGAUCUACAUGAGUGAGAUGCUAAUUGGCUGUUGGACCAGCUUCAUCGGCGAGGACAAAACAGAGGUCCACAUCCUUAGCCUCAACUUUGCAGACACGGAUGCCAAGAUGUUCUCUCUGGAGAUGACCAAUGCCAAGCCAAUGAACCUCAUCCUCACAUCGCCAGACAACGCCCACUGCCUGUGCAACAUCAACGCUGAUGUUAACCUCUAUGUAAACAAUGACUCCACAAUUGUCCUUCAUGGUAAUCAACAUCACAACAACGUUCACAAGCAACACUUCCCCACUCAAGAUGAGGAGCUGGUCAAGUGGGCAAGACAGAAGUUCGGGGGUGUGACAUCAUUCACCACAAUCAGAAACCUGAAAACAAUCUCAGCGACAGGAACAAAUGGAACCAAACCUGGCUCUCGUUACUGCACGCUUAAAAAUGAAGAUGCGUCAGAGAAGCACUUUGUGGAGAUUGAAACAGCUUCCUCGUUCAAGUCUUGCUCACCAGAGCAGCAGAACCAGGGUGAUGAGGCUGAGCUUCACAUCAUAAACAUCCCAGAGAAUGCGGGCAUUCGCAAUGUGUCACUUCGCGUGGACAGUAGGAAGACCAGCGUGUUCCUGAGAGGGCCUCAGGGCACCACAUGGACCAUCCUCAAUCCACAACACACCCAGUUUGGUUCUAACAAUGACAUCCUGCUGCCCGCCAUGACACUCAGAAUCCCGCCUUUGCUUACAGUGAACAAUGACAGUGCAGAGAGUGUACAAAGGGAAGCUUUAAAUCAUUUUAAAGCCAGUACUUUCACCAGCUAUACUGAACUGAGACCAGAGGACUCUAUGAUUUUACUGGUUCUCGGAAAAAAAGACAACCCAGCAGUUACAGAAACAGCAACAAAAUCUGUCAUUCCCAUGACAACUAAUGCUCCUCAUCAGAUGCCUCUGUUGAUGCAGCUGUACACCUCCCCAGACUACCGUUCUCCCCUGGAUCCUAACACCAAGGUGCAGAGUGACAAGAGAAUUUAUGCAGAGAUUUCAGGGCACACUUUAGGGGAUAUUGUCUUGACCAUCAAGGUGAUCAGCUGCUUUGUGCGCUCCAAGGGCUCAUGCCCUGUAGUGAAAGAGCUGCCCUUCAUACCAGAGGCCUGCUCCUUAAAUUCUUGUCCCAACAGCACCCGACUCAGCUUCUCCUUAGAUCAGCUCCAAGAGCUGACGUCCACCACAUGGGACCUGGAAUGUUCUGUCAAACUUUGCCACAGUGAGAAAUGUGGAGAUGGAGGAAGAGUGAAGAGGAAUCUUGAGGUUACCCAGCCGUGUCUGCAACCACCAAGCCCACCAUGCUUUGAUUUUGGCCUACCAGGUGUUCUGGGCAUUGCAUUUGGAGGGUUCCUGAUUGGAGUAUUACUUAUUGGAGCACUGUGGUUUAUCAAAAUUAAAACAGGGUACCCAACUGGGCUGGACAUUAGCUCAACUGCAGCAAAUCUUCCUGGAUGUCCCUGCUCAGGAUCAAAACGACAACCUGUUUCUACAAACCCUUCCCCCUCUGAGAACAGCAGCGCCAACGCUAGCAUUGGAAGCACCCAGAGCACACCGACCAGCAGCAUGGCAUGAGAUUAUGGUAAUCUCCACCACCAGCAGGACCACCAUGUCCCUUCAAAGUCACCUAUACGGGUUAUGUGCUUUUGUCUUCUUUAGUAAUGCUUAAAAAGCAUUUCUCCCUUCCCUGCCCUGUCCCUCAAAUUCUCAUUAAAAAGCACAACCCAAGUCUUUGACACACCAAACCUGAAAUGGAUGUGAUCUGGGAGUUUGUAAUGGUGGAUGGGGGGAGGGCGCCGGGUGACGGAUAACAGAAGUCUAAUCAAUGGCUUCUGACGCUUACCUCUGCAGCCUCUCUGUAAAGUCAAGCUCCUAGACAGGAAGUUAAAGAGGGCAAGAGAAAAAAAAAUUGGCUCCCACCAACAGGAAAAACAAACCAUAUCCCCCAAGAGCUAACAGGAAAUUCACUGCAUUCCUUUCAAUGAAUUGUGCUUGUGUGAUGGCAGCACAAUAAUAGUUAGACAGGAGACAAACCAGUCAAAAGACUGACUUUGAAAAACAGAUGAAAAGCUGUUUUGCAUUCACAUCUAAGCUACAAAAAUACGAAGGGCUUUUGGCUAGGUCAGUCCAAAAAGAUAUCAAGAACACCUCGGGGUUUGGAAAGCUCAACAUGUUAGGAUCUCAAACCAGUCAAUGAAAUGCUCACUUCAAGGGGUAUUUGUCUUAAUUGGAGUUCGAGGUCAAUGAAUAACAGCUACCUCCUAUUAUUUGGAAGUCUGGAGCUAAGUUUAAACUUAACACUGGACUUCUCUGGUGAACUGAUCUUAUUUUCCGCCUUUUUUGUUUUUUUGUUAUUUUCUGUCACUUGUGGGUCAUAUGAAACAAAGCUGCAGUGCCAUUUUCAUACUGUCCAAUAGCUGUUUUAGAGCCCUCAUAUCAAAGUCAAGCUUUUUAUCCCCAGAGAGAUAUACUUGAUUUCCUAAUAACUCCACAAAACCAAUCUUAGAUCAUAUUUAUUGCCCAAAGGUAGAAAUACAUUAUGAACCAUUAAUGAAAAAAAAAGUGCUUUCAGUUAUGUGAGCUCAGAGAUAAUCACUCUUGUAAUGAACAUUACAGCAUGCAGAGAUACAUGACUGUAUGCGGAGCUGAGUAAUGGGCCCCUAAUGAGGAGAUAGUGCCAAAACUCUGCAUAUCAGUUUUCAGACCUCAGACUUAUAUAUGGAACUAAGUGCCACUCAUACAGCAACGCCCACAAGGUGGAGUUUCCCCACAAUAGUUUGACUGGAGGUGGAAUUCCAGUACUUUUCCUUUGCACAAUCCAUUCUCACCAGAAUCUGUAAUGAGUCAUUACUGACUGAAAAUUUGUUGUAUUUGUUGUUUUUCGCCACAGAUUUCGUGUUUGUGAUAGCACACGCAAACACAUACAUGGAAAAAGGCAUAUAAAUAUUGCAUUAAAGUGUUUUCACAGACCUAGAUGCAGCUAUUUAUGGUGUAUAAACCAUUACUCUUCCUAUGUUUGAAGACUGACACUAAGCAAGUAUUAACUGUCCGACCUGCCUGCUCAUAUUCAAUGUCUUUUCAUUCAAAAUGUAGCCAGACACUAAUGCUCUGCCCUGUCUUGUGACUGGAGAUGAAUGCCCAGAAGGGAAAGAAUUUUUAGGCCUCUAAUGGAUGUGGUGGAUCACCGGCGCAUUCAGAGACUUUGACAAACAAGCAAUCCUUGAUCCCUGCUACAUCCUCAAGUGUUGCCACCUCGAUGUGAUGAAACUCCUUGAGACCUUCAUUCAUUGUGAAGGUAACCUUAGGUACAAACAGCAGGCUAAAAUAUUCCAGAAUGAAAUUCUCAUUUAAUUAGUAUUUCUUGCACAGAAGGAAAUUAAAUCUGUGGGAUUCAAGGCAAAUGUUUGUUUAAAACAAAUGGGCUAGAAAACCCAAUUUCCAGGUGAAAACUGGCAAACUCAGAUGUGUGGACUCUUUGUAGGUAAUUUUGAUAUAGGUAUACAUCAAAACCCCACAAAAGAGAGAGCUAAACACCUGAAAGCUUCCCAACACUGUUCCCUACCUUUGAACUCAAACUUCCUGUAUAAGUCACCAGCUCUGAAUACAGCCUAUUUGGACUCCGUAGUGUAAUCAAUAGUAACCAUAGUAUAAGACCAUAUUAUCUAUGUACUGUUUGCAACAAAGCAUGUGUCAUCAGUUGUGCUUUAACCUCAUGAAGACGGCUUUAAAAAUCCAACUUUAGCUUCACAUGACAUGCUGAAUGAUAUGGAAGCUGUCAUUUGAGAGAGAUCUUGAGAUUUGCUUGUCAAAAGUAUUAACUUCUGAUCUCUACAUUGGAUAGGCUGCAUCAGCCACUGCAGUGCUAAUGCCAGACAGAAGCUGCAUACAUGCAUAAUGUGGACUUUCAUGAGGGCAACAACUGUAGAGUGACGGUUGAUCCGUGAACCCACUGUUUGUUUCAGUGUACAGAUGUAAAUGUAUUUUAUAUUUUUAUUGUCACUCUUUUACCUCUUUAAAAAUAUUCCCAAGUCUUGUCUUGUGGUGUAAGUAAGCAAUUUGUAUCCACAGUACAUAGCUUUGACACAUACAUCAAAAUUGUGAUGUUAAACUUUUCUUUGUAUACAUUUGACACACUGAUUUUAUUCACUGAUGCAUAUACUGUAUAUUCACACUCCCAGUAGUUACUCACCUUCUGAUUUGGGUUGCCAGAAUAAUUUAUUCACCUUCAAACCUAAUCUCAAAAGCAUCCAACCAACUGUGUUUGUAAAAUGUGUCCUCAUUGCACAUGUGGUCUAUGUAGCUUAUUACCCCUCUCUCACUCAGUGUGUGCGUGCAUGCACGUUUUUCUGUGCAUUCCUGAUUUUGUUUGUGUACUUGUGUCGAGACAGAGAACAAAGAAGGCCAGUACAAAUUGCCACUUGAGUAUUUGUGCAAUAUGAUUAGGUAAACUUGUAUUUAAUGUCAAUAUGUAGGUUUUUUUAUCAUGUUUUUUUUUGUUGUAUGAUCUUCUUAACCUGCUUUGUUCUUUUUUGUAUUUGGAGAACUGGGACAAUUCCUAAUCAAGGCACUUAUCAAAUGCAUAAGAUUUGCUUUGUAUAAUAAUCUUUGUUUUUCAUUCUCGCAUAGAUUUAAGUUCCGAUUACAUUGUAGCCACAGACAGUGCGUGUCACAUCACGUCAAGGACAGAACAUUUGGUUUGUUGGCUCUACCCUGUUUGACUUUUGCCCUUAUGCUAGGAUUCACCCUGCUGUCCAAAAACACGGCAUAUCUCUGUCGAUACUGACAUCCUGACAUUGUAUUGUCUGGAGUUCUCACCACGGGGAAGCCUUCCAGUUGAAGAUUCAACACACGCAAACUUGUCGAUUGCAGGAAAAUUCAGAAUUAUAACAGUGAAAAUGUGGCAGUUUGUGAGAAUGUUUUUUUUUUUUUUUUAUUUUAGUCAAUUGCACCAAUAUUAGAUCCACCUCCACCAAAUGUCAGGUAUUCUGUACCUGUGUUAAACCAGCCCCAUGAGUACCAGGUUCUGUCUGAGCUCUCACUGUAAAAUCAGACAGGCUGUCAGUUAAUUCACUUGUUAACCCUGCAGACGCCUUCCUUACCUGUGACAACUUCCUCCUCCUCAGACACGGUUAAUGAAAUGUGUGUGUGUGUGUGUGCGUGCGCAUGCAUAUACACAGUAUAUUUACUGUAUGUGUGUGUGUGUGUGUGUGUGUGUGUGUGUGCGCGCCUGUGUGUAGGUGUACAAUAGAGACUGUGCCUACAUUUACGUGAGCGGAUUAUUCCUCCAGCCUCUUAACAAUGUCCAUAUUCUGAAUUUUUACCAAAAAAUCUGAAGCCUUAACGACAUGCCAGAAUGUCUGCUUUGUAGUGUUAUUUUUGUGCAAGAGUGGGCAGCCUUUUACCAUUUAAAAUGGGUCUAUUUGUUGAGACAGUACUUAACUGAUGUCAUGUAAUUCUAUGUUGUCUCUGAAGAAAUAUAUGUUUUGUCUGAAAUUAUCUUAAUAAAGUAAAUAAGACAGA
Chelmon rostratus (copperband butterflyfish) is the source of this 5875-nucleotide messenger RNA. RefSeq names its product endoglin (gene eng). The record is from RefSeq and is a predicted model, not a curated record. The transcript has 14 exons. Bases 236 to 1930 code for a protein of 564 amino acids. NCBI's taxonomy places the organism in Eukaryota, Metazoa, Chordata, Actinopteri, Chaetodontiformes, Chaetodontidae.